Molecule: messenger RNA, 3513 nt
Organism: Ictalurus furcatus (blue catfish)
Lineage: Eukaryota; Metazoa; Chordata; Actinopteri; Siluriformes; Ictaluridae
Product: zinc finger protein 91-like
Exons: 4
Coding region: 865-2385 (506 amino acids)
Source: RefSeq, a predicted model, not a curated record
AAAUGGCAUUCCCAUCCUUCCCCAACCUUAAAAUGGAAUCAAACUUACUUUUUAAAAGAUCUUAAUUUUAUAGAUAAAGAAUUUAAAAAAAAUCAUCUAAGAUAACUUAAAUAUCCUGAAGAAAACUUUAAAGAAAGUCCAUGUAUUUAGAUGCUUUCCCUGUGCUGUAAAAUCUGUAUGUUAAUGUAUGUUUACAGCUGAUGUGUUAUGUUCUAUUGACAUAUUGUUGUUAUUGUAAGUCAUUUAUUUGCAAUGCUUAUGUAACUGUUUUUCAUCUUCUUGUAUUAAAAAAUAAAUAAAUAAAUAAAUAAAUAAAUGUAAACGUAAUGAAUAAUGCUCCAUACUCCAUCUCAUUAGGUAACGGAAAUGCACAAUAUGUUCUUCUUCUUUUUGUUUUAAUGACGGUUGGCAAACCAGUUAAAGGUGCAUUACCGCCACCUACUGGACUGGAGUGUGGGCAGUAGAUUGGCAGAAAAAAAUAAAAAUAAAAUGGAAAAACAUAAAAAAAAAUAAAUAAAAUCAAAAUAUAAUGAGAUUAAUAACUAUAUUCUAGAUAUUCCUACUAGAUUACUAAAGUCUCUCACUUAUCCCAGUAUUUUUAGAUAGUUUAUUAGGGGGCGGUGCAUUUUCCCAUAUGUUUUCCCCAGCAAGUUGUCUAGUGUCAUGUUUUGUUUUCCAGUCUGCAUGCACAAUAGGUUUGUUUGCCAACUGUCACAAAACCGGAAGUAGUUGAACAAGCAGAAGAAGAAUUGUAGUGCUCCACUGCCCACAGUACAGUCCAGUAGGUGGCGGUAAUGCACCUUUAGUGGUUUUCCAACCGCCAUUGAAACAAGAAGAAGAAGAAUAAUUGUAGUGCUUGGCGCCAUGUCAUGGAGACGCUGUGUGUUUGGAUGCAAAAACAAAACCCCUUUGUUCGGCUUUCCGAAAACGGACGGAAUUAGGAAUCAGUGGUUGAAAUUUCUUUACAACGCUGUUCCUGAUCAGUACAACCCCAAAGUGUGUGUGUGCACAGAGCAUUUCACAGAGGACAGCUUUCUGAACCUGGGGAAAUACAAGGCAGGUUAUGUACGAAGGUUACUCCUGAAACAUGGAGCAGUCCCCAGUUUGCUCGGACAGGCUUUCAUUUCUGACUCAGAACCUACGUCUCCUAAAAGAGAAAGUUCACCUACUCCAGUCACAACAUGUUCUGAGGUGGAGAAGAGCUCAUGGCUUGAAGUCACGCAGGACUGCCAGAGUUGUGGCCACGACAGCGGUUUGAAGAGUCACCCAGCCUCAGCCGAACCUGCGCAGACGUUCAUUAAUGGGUCAGAACAUACACUGAAGUGUGAAGAUGAUAAGGAGGUUGUGGUUCAGAUCGUGUCGUCAGAUAACGAGUGCAGUGAGCAGGUGUUUAUCGAAGAGGACGGGUCAUAUUUAUCUAGUGAUGAUGAAGAAGCAAGUCUGCAGGAAGAGGAAGUGAAAAAGAAACGAAAGAGGAAGUCUAAAAGUAAAGACAGUUCAGAUGAGUGGGAGCCAGGUUUAGAUGAAGAGGCCACAGACUCCGAUGUGUCCAAUGAGGAAGCUUUAAAGGAGGACGGUCAGGGUAACCUUGUGGUGUGGUGUACACCAUGUGGGACCGAGGCCUCGCUCUCCUGUUCUGUUCACGGACACAAAAAGGUGUUCUGCUGCGCUCGGUGCGGUGCAGGUGACGACAUUCAAACACGUAAUAUUGAAACACUUCCUGUUCGGUUUGAUGACGUCGCCGGGUUUCAGAAACAUGCUGAACAGGAGCACGGAGCCAAACCUUUCUAUACACUGUGUCAGGACUGUGGCAAGUUUUUUACAGCAAAAAAAGAGCAUGUAUGUGAACAUAAAAUCAAAUUCAUCGUCUGUCCAGAGUGCGGGAAAAGGUUCCUCUCCGAGGCCGGCUUAAAGUUGCACCACACUCAGCUCCAUUCGGAUUAUGAUCACCCGUGUAAAUACUGUCUGAAGGUCUUCAAAACCAAGUCUGCAAAACUGGAACACGAGCAGACUCAUCCUAAAGAAAGUCAACCAUACCGCUGUCCAGAUUGUCCAAAAAGGUUUUCCAACAUUCAUAAACGUAACAGACAUGUCCGGUCCCAUAGAGGUUCGCAAAAAAAUGUGUGUGAUGUAUGUAAGAAGAGCUUUAAGGAUGCGUACAGGCUGAAGAGGCAUAAGCUCAUCCACUCUGGAGAACAGCCUUUCAAAUGCCAAGUGUGUGAGCGUUCCUUCAACCAGAUGGUAAACCUCACUUCCCACAUGCGGGUCCACACUGGAGAGAAACCUUUCACGUGUGAGCAAUGCGGGGAGUCGUUCAGUCACAACGUCAGCCUGAGGAACCACAAGCAACGACACCAUGACUCAGGAGGACAAAGCGAUGAAUGACUUGGAGCAGGAUGUCCCCAAGAAAAUGCAGGGCCACUAGAUCUCCUCUUUUGUUUCAUUUCACUAGAAAUAUCGAACCCAGUGUAGGAUAAACGGUAUGGUAAAUGGCUGGAUGGAUAACCAGACCCUCUGAUUCACUGUAUCACACCACCACCAUGUCGUUCUUUACCUUUAACAACACAGCACUUCCUCUAGACUGGUUCAGUCCAAGGAAUAUUCUUAUGUUUGUUUGUUUGUUUUAGGUAUUUGUGUUAAAUACAGUAUAUGUAUGUUGCUGAUUUAAAAACACGGUCUAAAUAUUCAACAGUUCAAAUUCAUAAUGAAUAGUUAUUAAAGCCUAUUAAGGUACUGUGUAUAUUUACUGCAUACAUAAGCUACUUUUUCAGGAAUACUCUUGGAUAUGGCAGGCUUUUGAAGCUCACCUCCAGCAGCCUUUUUUCCAGUCGUCAUGCUCCUGUAGUCAAACACCAGAAUGACGCUCCGUGUUAUUUAUUCACCAGGUGGAAAAUCGAAAUGUGCAUUUUGGUCAUUUUAUGGUUUAGGUUCUUGACAGACAUAAUGAUGACGUUCUUUUAAUUGAAGCCCGCAUUGAAAAACCUGUCUUCGAGCACUCUUCUGCUGUUAUUUUUAUAAUUCAGACUGUGCUGUCUCUCAUUUUCCUGCACAAUAAACACAAAUUACAGAAUUAUUUCUGGGGAAAAAAAAAUCAUUUUUGUUGCUUGUUGCAGUUGAAUGUGUUUGAGGGAGUUUGAGGAAAAACCCAGUAAACUUGUGGCAAAUUUAUGAAAGAAAACGGAGAAAAUGUCUUGAAAACAAUCGGAGCUCACGCCUGAAUGUGUAGCAGAUUUGCAACAAACUUAUGUAUUAACAUAAAUACAUCCAUUUUUCCACUACCAAGGUAGGGACAAGAUUUAAAAUCCCUCAGUGUUGUUUUUCCAGCUUCUUAAUUAUAGCUCCAGCGCACAAAGCGAGCUCCAGGCAUGGAUGAAUGCUUUGCCAAAGCUGGAUUGGAAGACCUCGAGUAUCCUGCACAGAGCCCUGACCUCUCAACCCGACUCAACGACUCUGGGAUGAACUGAAACUCCCCUGACAUCAGUAAUACUGAAAUCCCUACAGCCAUGCUCCAAA